This is a messenger RNA of Acanthoscelides obtectus, 270 nucleotides long. The record is from the annotation of a GenBank genome assembly. Lineage: Eukaryota; Metazoa; Arthropoda; Insecta; Coleoptera; Chrysomelidae.
CGGUAUGAGGCUUGGCGACAACCAAUGAUAUGAACGCUUAGAAUUCGAAUACAAAAUCCAUUUUUCGUCGUAGGUUAAUAACCGAUUAAGAAAUGCUUCAUUAGCGUUGCGUGAAAUGUUUGCUGAACAAAUGUUGAUGAAGAUGCAAACGAAUAGUUUCAGGACUCACUCUGAACAUUUCUGCAAGUUCUUGACACAUUGUCCUGGAAUUUGCGCCCACAACCUGUCGAAGAUCCUCGUUGUUCAUGAUUUUUGGUCUCUCUAAGCGCG